AUGGAAUAUAGACUAGUUCUCAAUAAUCGCAGCGAUGUUGAAAUAACUAACAAAGAUAUGAGCGGAAAAUUCCAUCAGCAUUUAAAAUACUACAAGUAUCGUCGCAUUCCAUCACAAAAUGGGAAGUCAUUGUUUUAUCUUUUCUUCCGAAAGGAAGAAGAAACAUAUGCUGCUCGAAGAGCAGCGAAAUCGAUAAAAGAAAUUUCACUUGUUAGAUAUCGUCCAUGCCCAUUCAGUCCUAUUGACACAGAACCUACCUUCCGACCAUUUCCACCACAAAAAACAAUCGAUAUUUGUCGCUAUGCAUUCAGAAGUCACCUUGAUCAUUUUGAAAAUGUGGAUUGUUUUAAAACAUUCAUUCGGCGUGUGUCUGAACAAAUAAUGGCACAAAAUAAAAAGAUAUACGAGAUACAUGAAAGAAUUUCCAACUUGAAGAUAUGGUGGUUGAUGAACAAUGAGUUUUCAGUCAAAGACAACUACUGUGUACAAAAGCUGUUAGACGUCUUUUUCGAUUAG
Molecule: messenger RNA, 516 nt
Organism: Adineta ricciae
Lineage: Eukaryota; Metazoa; Rotifera; Eurotatoria; Adinetida; Adinetidae
Source: the annotation of a GenBank genome assembly